AUGUGCCUGCAGUGCGGCGCGGCGGUGACGCCGCUGUGGAGGUCGGGGCCGAUGGGGCAGGGCACGCUCUGCAACGCCUGCGGGGUCCGGCUCAAGGCGGCCGGGGCGCUGCGGGGGCAGGUGCAGCGCCACCCCACGCCGGCGACCGCGAGGACGCCCGCCCGGCCGCCCCCGCCGGACAGCCCGGUCUCGGAGUCGUCGCCCGACAGCCCGAUCUGGGAGCCCGGGUCAGUUCCCGAUGUUUACCUGGUGAGGAAGAAGCUUCUGAAGCGGGGGAGACCUCCGCCACGUCCGAGGACGGAACCCGCGCCGGCGCCCGCGCCAGCGGUGUACCUUGUCAAGAAGAAGAAGAAGGCAGCUUCGGCGAGGAAGCCGUGGCGGCCCACGAAGUCGGUGAAGCAGUGCCUGCACUGCGGGUCGUCGUCGACGCCGCAGUGGCGGGAGGGGCCGCUGGGCCGCAGCACGCUGUGCAACGCGUGCGGCGUGCGGUACAGGCAGGGGCGGCUGCUGCCGGAGUACCGGCCGAUAGCGAGCCCCACCUUCGAGCCGUCGGAGCACGCCAACAGGCACAGCCAGGUGCUGCAGCUCCAUCGGGAGCGGAAGAGGCAGAGGCAGAGCCACCACCACCAGCACCCUCUGCCCGCGGAGCAGCACCCUCCGCGAGCCAUGGACGUGCUCCAGUUCCUCCCCCCCAGCGGUGGCACGUGA
This is a messenger RNA of Miscanthus lutarioriparius, 708 nucleotides long. Lineage: Eukaryota; Viridiplantae; Streptophyta; Magnoliopsida; Poales; Poaceae. The record is from the annotation of a GenBank genome assembly.